Messenger RNA from Trachymyrmex septentrionalis, 1589 nucleotides. RefSeq names its product transmembrane protein 18 (gene Tmem18). The transcript has 5 exons. Gene Ontology annotation, cellular component: nuclear membrane. The record is from RefSeq and is a predicted model, not a curated record. NCBI's taxonomy places the organism in Eukaryota, Metazoa, Arthropoda, Insecta, Hymenoptera, Formicidae. Bases 1 to 576 code for a protein of 191 amino acids.
AUGUCGAGGGACGAGUCGUUUCAUAGCCUUUUCACAGCGACGGACAGCAUCGACGGUAUCUGGCCUUUCCUGCAAAGCAUCGAUUGGAGGGAUCCAUGGCUAGCUGCGCUAUUGACUUUUCAUAUUGCCGUCACAAUGACCGCGUUAAUGACAAGGAACCACGCGAAUUUUCAGAUAAUCCUGUUUCUCGUGCUCUUACUCCUGGUUUAUUUCUCAGAAAGUAUUAACGAGGUUGCGGCAACAAACUGGAUGAUAUUUUCUAGACAGCAGUACUUCGACUCACAAGGCUGGUUUAUAUCCAUCGUUUUCUCCGUGCCCAUUUUAAUGAACUGCAUGAUUAUGGUGGCCAGUUGGCUUUAUCAAUCCAGUCAAUUAAUGACGAGCCUGAAGCGAGCUCAGUUGCGGCAGCAAGCCAUAAAUCGCCAGACAAAUGGUGAGGCGGCAAACGAAAGAACGGUUGCCCGAUCUCGCCAAUUGGACGGUGAGGCGGCAAAUGUAAGAACAGCUGCUCGACCUCGCCAGUCGGACGGCGAGGCAACGAACGAGGUACCAGCUGCCCGACUAAAACACGAAUGAAGAUCCGAAGAUCUAGUCAUAACACGCGGCGGAAUGAGAGUGCAAGACAUAUGUGCUAUUUAAUUUAAGGACAAGAGAGGAUUAUAUUUACGUCGACUUACAACUAGAUUUCACAGAGCGCUGUGUAUUCUUAGCCAUCGUCGACUUGGUAAUUGAACUUGACCGUGAAACGCCGAUUAGCCAGUUUGAUAUUAUUACACGCGAAAACUUGCGCAACAGAAAAGGGAGGUGGAAAAUAAAUAGAACAAUACAUCGGUACGAUCGGAACGAUAAUGCACGUCGGAGUUGCCUAGUCAAACUCUCCGUUAGAACGUACCUCCCGACAUCGUGCCGUAUUACACAACGAUUUUAUGGAAUUAACCUAUUUGAUAUGCGAAACGCAACUGGAUUGAUGACAGAUAAUCGGCCGUGCUACGAACAAUAACUACGCAGGAGCAUGGCAAUGCGGCAAGCCACGUGCUUGUUCUUGUCUUACCAUUUAAGGCGGAUUUCGACCAAACUGUAAUCGUAGCUAUCUUUUUUUUAACAACUGUAAUUAUAUUAUCUACUUAUAAUCAGCGACUGAUUGCCUAGCGGAAAAAUGUUCAACUGUGUUAUACAAUUAGCAGAGCAUCUGUGACUUUAAAUUUUUCUUUUAAUGUGUAGCGGAAAUGGAAAAAAAAAGCUAAUGAUUCUGCUUAUGAGCUAAAUUGCAUUUAAUACAUUCAUCAUAAUACCGCCGGAGGCAAUCAAUCGGAGCUUGGUCGAGGUCGCCCAUAAAGAACAUUCCACUAGUUUAUUCACAUUGUUUUGAUAUUCAGACACUGAUCGUGAAAAUCAAAGUGUUCUUAAUAUGUGUAAUUAACGUACUUAUUACAUAAAAUAGCGCAGGCACGUCACUUUCACUGUAAUAGCUCUGCUAUAAAGAGACAUAAUAUAUUAAUUAAGGACCCAGAUAACACAAUAACAUCUCUCUCUGUGUGUGUGUGUUCGUGUGUGCGUGCGUGUGUGCGUGUGCGUGCGUGUGUGUGUGU